Messenger RNA from Eleginops maclovinus (Patagonian blennie), 6486 nucleotides. It is a transcript of the gene golga2, whose product is annotated as golgin A2. Gene Ontology annotation, biological process: Golgi organization. Gene Ontology annotation, molecular function: protein binding. The coding region runs from base 43 to 3453 and encodes 1136 amino acids. The transcript has 28 exons. Gene Ontology annotation, cellular component: Golgi cisterna membrane; Golgi apparatus; cis-Golgi network. NCBI's taxonomy places the organism in Eukaryota, Metazoa, Chordata, Actinopteri, Perciformes, Eleginopidae. The record is from RefSeq and is a predicted model, not a curated record.
ACUGGUGACGUGGUUCGGUCCGUUGACCAGAGCAGCAGCACUAUGGCCGACCAGAGCAGGCAAAUAAAACUCGCUGCAGCUAAGAAAAAGCUGAAGGAGUUUCAGCAGAAGAGCUCUCCUUCUAGUGUGGGAGGAGAAAAGGGCGGAGGAGGAGGUGGUGGACCAGGGGCCAAAAAGAAGAGGAAGGUGAAGGGACUGAACCAACAUGAUGCAUCUUCAACAGGCAGAGACUCUCCAGACAAUUUUGACAAUAUUCUGAAAGCACUUAGUCAGAGCAAUGGAGUAGUUCUACCUCCUAACGGCAACUGUCAGACCUUUGCUGACGUGGAGUCCGUCGGGUCACCGGUCCCGCAGCUGCUGGAGGACCCGAAGGCAGAGCCUGACCGUGGCUCGCCCGUGCCUAACCCCGCUAGCGCUAACACUCCUACUAAUCCCGAGUCUGUCGGUCACAAUGCUGACCUGCAGGACUAUCCCGACACCAAUGGCAAUGGGAUUUCAACUGAAGAAAAAAGACCACUGUCUUCCACAGAGAGCCUGCGGCAGCUCUCACAGCAGCUGAACGGCCUGGUCUCUGGGUCAUCUGCUGCGUAUGUGAAUGGGGACAGUCCCCCCGCCGUGGGUGAGAGAGAGCUGGAGGGUCGGAACCAGGAGCUGGCAGCCGCCCUGGAGUCCAGCAACCUAACAAACUCUCAGCUAAAUACCAAGUUAGAGCAGCUGGCACAGCAAUCUCAGGUGCUCUCAGAACAGCUGCAAAAGGAGCGAAAAGAAUUUGAUCAGAAAUUUUCGAAAGAGCAGGGAGCCAUGCGGGAGCAAUUACAGGUUCACAUCCAGACCAUUGGAAUACUGGUAUCUGAGAAAUCAGAGCUGCAGACAGCACUACAAUACACACAACAUGCUGCACGGCAGAAAGCAGCUGAGGCAGAGGACUUGAAUAACCGUCUGCAGGGAACAAAGCAGAGAGUAUCUGAGCUGGAGAGAACGCUAUCAUCCGUCUCAACACAGCAGAAACAGUUUGAGAAGCAAAACAAAGACUUUGAAAAGGAGAGAGACAACCUGAGACUAGAGGUGUUUAGACUAAACAAUUUGAGCGAGGAGUCGAAGCAGCAGAGCUCAGAGCUGUCCGAGCAGAUCAAGCUGAGAUCACACGAGAAUCAAUCAAUGAGGCUGGAGUUGGAAGACCUUCGCAAGAGACUUGAGAUGGCUGACCUCAUGUUGCAACAGUGCUCCAGUCAGUCAGAUCCUUCCAAUGCUAACCAGCAGGUCCAGUUACUGCUGGGAGAGAAGCAACAGCUGGAGGCACACAAUCACCAGCUGAUGGAGUCGAUAUCCCAGCUGCAGAACGAGAGGGACCACUACGCAGAGCAGAUCCAGGAGGAGGGCCGUGUGUGGAAGGACAAAACGGAACAGCUGCUAACACAGGUGUCUUUGGUGGCAGAAGAGAGGGACAGAAACAUCAGCCGAGUCCAAGAACUGGAAGCCGGCAUCACAGAGCUACAGAACGCUUCAGCGCUGUUGUCCCAGGAGAGAGAGGCUCUGGAGAAUGCGGAGCCUCAGUUCUCGGGGCCCUCAGAGAGCGAGGUGGCUCUGCAGGAGGCCCUCAACGCUCUGCAUCAGGAGAAAGACGCUCUCUCUGCACAGUACCAGGCACAGCUGCGAGAUAAUGAGCAGCUGAGCCGCAUGUGUACAGAGCAGGAGACGCGCCUGGGAGAGCUGGAGCGGCAGUUAGAGAGCCAAGUCCAGGAGGAAGGGGACCGCCGACGCAUGUUAGAGGAUGUUCAGUCAGACAAGGCCACCAUUAGCCGAGCUCUCACUCAGAACCGAACGCUGAAGGACCAGCUGGCUGAGCUACAGAACGGCUUUGUCAAACUGACCAAUGAGAACAUGGAGCUGACCGAUGCCAUCCAGACAGAGCAACAUGUGAAAAAGGAGCUGGCUCGCAGAAUGGGAGAACUGCAAGAGGAACUGCACAACUUCAAAGAACAGCUGGAACUGAAGAAUCAGGACACUCAGGGCCUGAUGGAUCAGAGGGACCAGGUGGUGGGCCAGCUGCAGCAGUACUAUGCCGGCUACCAGACACUGGUCUCGGAGAGGGAACAGAUCCACCACCAGUACCUGAAGCAGAUCCAGCUCAUGGACCGACUGCAGCACGAUGAGAGCCAGGGCCGCAUGCACCUGGAGAUCAGUCAAAAUCAGCUCAAGCAAGCGCAGGAUUAUUUGGAACUUUUGGUCAAGGACAACGAGCAGCUGAAGGCAGAGGUGAAGGAGCUGCUCAGCAGUUCAGCUCUUGGCUCGUCCAGAGACCAAGGAGAUGGAGUGGAGAGCCAGUCCAUGCAAGAGAGCCCAGAGCAGUCCUCCUCCAUCAUUAUCCCAGAAGACUUUGAGAGCAGGAAAGACAUGGAAGAGUUUAUCCAUGGAGCUUUGUCUCGGAUUGAGGCGGAGAGGGACGAGGCCAGAAGGCAACUGGAGGAGGAGCACAGGCACCACAUGGCGGCCAGGCACCAGGCCUCUAUGGCCCUCAGCCUGGAGCAGCAACACCACAGCCUCACAGAUGUUCAUGACCAUGAUCACCAUGAGCAUGAUCACCACGACCAUCACCAUGACCAUGAGCACGACCAUCAUCAUGACCAUGAUCAUGACCAUCACCAUGACCAGGAUCAUGACCAUCACCAUGAGCACACUCAGGACACACACAGUCACUGUGAACACGGCCAUGAGCAUUCAGAAGGAGGAGUGCCGGUGGAAGUUCAUCAGGCUCUGCAAGCUGCCAUGGAGAAGCUUCAGCAGCGCUUCACCUCCCUCAUCAGAGAGAAGGCCGACCUGAAGGAUAGGGUGGAGGAGCUGGAGCACCGCUGCAUCCAGCUGUCUGGAGAGACUGACACUAUCGGAGAGUACAUAGCCCUGUACCAGAGUCAGCGGGCCAUCAUGAAGCAGAAGCACCAGGAGAAGGAGCAGUACAUCAGCAUGCUGGCCCAGGACAAGGAGGAGAUGAAGGCGAAGCUGGCCGAGCUGCAGGACCUGGUGAUGAGGCUUGUGUCUGAGAGGAACGACUGGUACAGCCGCUACACCGCAGCUGUAGCCGGGACGGGCUCAGUGAACCCCGACCUGCUUCCUGUUGGGGAGGAUCACACACACCAAGAGCACCAAGCGCACUCACACACACAUCCUAAUUCUGAUAGCGGAGCAGAAGCCAUGGAGGUCAUCCCCCUCUCGGAGCCCAACCCCGGCCUGGAAAUCCCCUCAUCACAGGCACAGUCGAGCGGGACGUCCCAGACUGACUCCAAGUCCCUGGGGCCCAAAGAGGACGGCACGGCCCAGCAGAUCAUGCAGCUGCUCCAAGAGAUCCAGAACCCCCAGGGAGCGCUCCGAUCACCACCCUUCCUCGGGGAGAACCCCUGCAUCCCCUUCUUCUACCGGCCUGACGAGCAGGACGAAGUCAAGAUCCUGGUGGUGUGAGGUUGAUGUGUGUGUGUGUGUGUGUGGGAUAUUGGACAUGUCUUGAAGUGUGGGGAUUAUUGAACACCACAGUUUGUAGUUUGUUGAUCAUAUACUCACAAACACUCCUGAAGAAAUACGGCGAAGGUGUUUCACCCGGUUACAUUAUAAGCGCCCCCUCCCUGUUCUGUGUAGUGGCAUGGUUAAAAAGAGAGUGUUAUCUGUUUGUUGUUUUCUAUGUUGUCUUUUUUGUCUACGAUGCUCUUCCCAGAGAGAUAACCAGUAUCUGAUUAUUCUCCAAACCACCAUUUUUAUUCACCGUCCCUCGUCCCCCAUUUUACACAUAAGUGCAAUAAAGGGGCCAUAUAUUGAGUCUCCUUUCUGAUACAGUACCUAAAGAGCUGUUUAAAAAUAAGGAAGCUGUUUGUGUGCAACUUCACUCUAGUGCAAAUGUCAGUUUUACACAAUUCACUGUAGAAAUGCCAAAACGGAGCAUCAUGUUUGAAUGUAAUAACCCGGAUAUUUACCCGUGUGUUUGUGUGAUGUGAGGAGAGCUGAGGAUGGUGAAAGGGUGCACGAGGAGCAGAGAGAUGCAGAGAUGGAUGCAAGUUAAAAGUCAAGUUAAGGGUGCACAUAAUCGCUUUUGAAGUGUUAGCGCUGUUAUGUAUGUCAAAAGCUGGCUAGUUACAUGAUAAGUUCAGAACAGAUGGAUGCAGGUGUCGCAGAUCAGUACUGUUCCUUUUCUCUCCUUAGCCUUUUUCCUCCAAACACUGAAAACCGUCUUCUGUCUGUACAGUCUGUGAUGUUCAUAUAUGUGAAAUGUUUGUGUUGUGAUGUCAAACAUCCUGUUAAACUGAGAAGGAAGGGAUAGAUGCAAUUUAAAGACCCCAUGAUAAAAAUAAAACAACACAUUAAAGUCAAAGUUGUCAGGGAAUCAUUUGUAACUAUUUAUAAUUCAGAUAAAUUAUAGAGCUUGGUUGCUGUGCUUUCGGCUGUUUUCCACAUUGCCGCUUUUCUUUUUCUUUAUCUUUCUCAUUCGCAUGAUUAAGAUAAGGUGCAAUAACUGGAGGAAGUAUGGUAAACUGUCUUUAUCUGCACUCGUAAAUCAUCCGUCAAAUUUCCUUAAUCUCAGGCAUUUGGUUGGCGUCGACUCUUUAUUCAUUUAUUUUGUUCCCUUAUGAAAGCUGCUCAAACCUUACCAUAAUUUCAUGGGGUCUUUAAGUUUCUAAACACAUUGACACUAUGAAUAAUAGUCUGUUCUGUUUUGGUUACUUUUGCUUGCAGUUCCACAUAUCAAAUAUGAUUUAAUGCACAUCCUUUACAACUGGACUGUGUCUGUGUACGUGAUGCGUGUGUGUGAGGUCCAAACUGUUUCCUCUCCAGGCGAAGUUGCAUCUGUUGUACUUUUUUUUUAAUAGGGUUCAGUUUAUAUAAGUAAGAUUGCACUAAAACUGUACAAAGCCUCUCAUUCGGCUCUGUCCUCUGGGGCUGGUUGGACAGUGGUGGAGCGUCAAAGCCUGCUUAAUAGAUUCAGUGGAGGAAACGGUGAAUCCUAUGAAGCCACACUCUAAAGCUGAGGGUUCCAGCUGAAGCAAAUGAUUGAAAGUGUGUGUGUGUGUGUGUGUGUGUGUGUGUGUGUGUGUGUGUGUGUGUGUGUGCAGUGCUGCACUUGGAGGAUGUAUUGUAAAUAUGAACAGAAGGAGCAUGUGUCAUUACUCCCAAAGCUGUGGGACCAAUCAUAAUUUGUGAAAAUGAACAACUCUUCCAAAACUAGUCAAAUGUAUUAUGCAACACUUGAGUUACUUUUCUUUUGGGCAUUGUUAACACUGUUUUCUGAACUUAAGAUGUUGCAAGUGUCUAGCUUUACAUGAAAGAUGCUCAUGUUCAUAAAUAUAGAUUGGAGGAUUGAUUGAUUAUUUGAUUGAUUUGAUUGAAAUUCUUCACCGUAAAGCUCUUUCCCUUUGCUACUGAUAACUACGAGUUAUCAGGGCUAAAAAUAUCCAUUUAAGGACUAAAUCAUGGCAAAGGCCUCUGGUUUUUUAGAGUCUUUCCAUGGUUUCAAUAUGCAAGGACAUGAGGGUCCUACUGCAAGUCUUACAAAAAUCCCACUCACUACUUUUGGAGGUAUUUUAACCUCUCAUUUGGAUGUUUUUGAGUUGUACGAUUCUCUCUGAUGUGUUUCACUUUGAGUUAGAAAACACAUUUGUUAUUGAAUUGCACACUUGAUAUUUAUCACUGAUGCAACAGGACAGAAAGCGUUAGUGCAAAUUGUGGUAUUGCUAGCCUAUUCUAGAACGCCAUAUGUACUUGGUGUUUUUCACAAAUAAACAUUGUUGCGUCUUCCCUAAACCACAGCACUUUGAUAGUAACAGGUGGUUUUUGGAUACAUUUACUUAAUCAUUCUUGAUUUUAAAAUUCCUCGCUUCUUAGCAUUCUGUCACUUUUUGUUUUCCUUUGAAACAUGCCACAAUAUAUUGUUUUCCUUUUUAUUUUAUUUCCGGUCAGACCAAAGGGUAAACAUACAGUAAAAAUCCUUUUCGUGUUUUACGGGGCUUAUGAAAUCAACUGGGGUGAAAUUACUUUCCAUAAUCUCUAAUUCACUGUUAAAUAUGUAAUGCGUGAUUGAAACGAAAAGCAAUGGGAAAGCAUUUAUUGUCUUUGCUGUAACAGAGGUGGUGUAAAUACUGUACCUGUGUAACAUAUUGUAUAUUCAUUAUGCCUGGUGUGUGGGGGAAGUGCUGCUCUGCCAUGUUCACUGGCAGUGCGGACUGUGUGUCUGAAAGUUUGUUCAGAGUCCAGGUGUGGGCGGUUACUGACUGGCUGUGAUUUAAUACAAAGAUUGACUUAAGAAAAUAUUCUAUUUAUUUGGAAUAAGUUAGUAUCUCAACUAAUCAGUUUUAAUGUAAAAUAUUAGUGGAUGGAAAUGAAGGAUCAUUGAGAGAACUGAUUUGUUCGAGGGCUGCUUCUGACAGAAGCUUUCUGAUUUGUUUGUUUUUUCCUUGAGUAAUAUUUUCUCUCCUUCUCCUGAAUAAAACUGAUUGAGCAACUUGAAAA